AUGGCAACAUUGGAACCGGAAACAAGGGGAAGAACAAUUUUGGUGACUAUAACGACGGCAACAACAACAUUGGGAGCUACAAUAAGGGCAACAGCAACUGGGGAGACAGGAACAAGGGCACCAAUCUGCGGUGCAAUGACGCCACGGGAACUCGAAAGGUUGUCAACACCUGCAACCUCAAGGGAAUCCGUAGUUCUGGGCGUGUGA
This is a messenger RNA of Auxenochlorella protothecoides, 207 nucleotides long. RefSeq lists its product as hypothetical. Bases 1 to 207 code for a protein of 68 amino acids. The record is from RefSeq and is a predicted model, not a curated record. The transcript has 2 exons. Lineage: Eukaryota; Viridiplantae; Chlorophyta; Trebouxiophyceae; Chlorellales; Chlorellaceae.